AGAUAAAGACCAACCAGCAAAAGCUAUAAUCCUUAAGAUAAAUUACUGUCUCCAGCUAAAGGAAAACCAAGAUCCAUGAGUGGGCAUCGCUCAACAAGGAAACGAUGUGGGGAUUCUCACACAGAGUCCCCCGUGGGCUUUGGGCAUAUGAGUACUACAGGAUGUGUAUUAAAUAAAUUGUUUCAGUUACCUACACCUCCGUUGUCAAGACACCAACUAAAGCGGCUAGAAGAACACAGAUAUCAGAGUGCCGGACGAUCCCUACUUGAACCCUUAAUGCAAGGAUAUUGGGAAUGGCUAGUUGGUAGAGUUCCCUCCUGGAUUGCCCCAAAUCUCAUCACCAUCAUCGGACUGUCAAUAAAUAUCUGUACAACAGUUUUAUUAGUCUUCUACUGCCCUACAGCUACAGAACAGGCACCUUUGUGGGCAUAUAUUGCUUGUGCAUGUGGCCUUUUCAUUUACCAGUCUUUGGACGCUAUAGAUGGGAAACAAGCCAGAAGAACCAAUAGUAGCUCUCCUUUGGGAGAACUUUUUGAUCAUGGUUGUGAUUCACUAUCAACAGUUUUUGUGGUUCUUGGAACUUGCAUUGCGGUACAACUGGGCACAAACCCUGAUUGGAUGUUUUUUUGCUGUUUUGCUGGGACAUUCAUGUUCUAUUGUGCACACUGGCAAACAUAUGUCUCUGGAACUUUGCGAUUUGGAAUAAUUGAUGUGACUGAAGUGCAAAUCUUCAUAAUAAUCAUGCAUUUGCUGGCAGUGAUUGGAGGACCACCUUUUUGGCAAUCUAUGAUUCCAGUGCUGAAUAUUCAAAUGAAAAUUUUUCCUGCACUUUGUACUGUAGCAGGGACCAUAUUUUCCUGUACAAAUUACUUCCGUGUAAUCUUCACAGGUGGUGUUGGCAAAAAUGGAUCAACAAUAGCAGGAACAAGUGUCCUUUCUCCUUUUCUCCAUAUUGGAUCAGUGAUCACAUUAGCGGCAAUGAUCUAUAAGAAAUCAGCAGUUCAGCUUUUUGAAAAGCAUCCCUGUCUUUAUAUACUGACAUUUGGUUUUGUAUCUGCUAAAAUCACUAAUAAGCUUGUGGUUGCACAUAUGACAAAAAGUGAAAUGCAUUUGCAUGACACAGCAUUCAUAGGUCCAGCACUUUUGUUUCUGGACCAGUAUUUUAACAGCUUUAUUGAUGAAUAUAUUGUACUUUGGAUUGCUUUGGUCUUCUCAUUCUUUGAUUUGAUCAGAUACUGUGUCAGUGUCUGUAAUCAAAUUGCAUCUCAUCUUCACAUACAUGUUUUCAGAAUCAAGGUGUCUACAACUCAUUCUAAUCAUCAUUAAUGAUGUCAUUGGUGUUAUAUAGGAAAGUCGUUUUCUGAAGAAAUGAAUCUGAACAUAUUAAGGAAAAUGAGAUGGAUAAGAACAAAUAUAAUUUAUAAUAAUCAAUGUUGUAUAACUUUUAUCCUUUGUUACUGGUAACACUCCUUAACUAUCCUUUGUGAGAAUGGGAAUGUCAGUUCCCAUCCUGUAAAUUGUACAUGUGGUCUUACAGGGUUUGGCCCAAGAAAGCAUGCAGGAGGAAAAGUGCCAUGUGUUUGUAAUCAUCCUGAAUUCAGAAUAAAUUGUCAUAGGGAACAGAUCACCCCAGUGCCGAAGAUUUCUAAUGUAGAAUGUUUGCCGGCCAAAAGCAGAUUGCUUUAUAAUUUUAACAAGUCACCAUCUUUUAUUGACAUCUUUGUUUAAUGUCUUCUCAAGCUUUCUUUUACUAAAAGGCUCAUCUUGUGGCACAGAUAUAUCCCACUAGCUUGUGAGGUGAAACUAGUGAUAAAACAUUGAAUUUGGAAUGGAAGGUUUCCUAUCUUUUCAUGGUUUGAAGAAGUCAUUUUUUUUUUAAUUGCUGUAGAAGUAAUUCUCUCUCAUGGGAUUGGGAAAUUCUGUUAGCAUGCAAAUAAUGUAACUUUGUUGAUCCAUUUUAUUUUUUUAAAUAAAUAUAUUAUCUGAAAGCCAGCUUUUCCCCCUCAGUUUUAUUCAGUUGAAAGAUACUAAAUUUUAAUGUCUUUUCAUGCAGAGUUUAUUUCUGUUCUGUAACAAAUAAGGAAAUUUGAUCAGCUG
Molecule: messenger RNA, 2097 nt
Organism: Elephantulus edwardii (Cape elephant shrew)
Lineage: Eukaryota; Metazoa; Chordata; Mammalia; Macroscelidea; Macroscelididae
Gene: CEPT1
Product: choline/ethanolamine phosphotransferase 1
Exons: 8
Coding region: 76-1326 (416 amino acids)
Biological process (GO): phosphatidylethanolamine biosynthetic process
Cellular component (GO): endoplasmic reticulum membrane; Golgi apparatus
Molecular function (GO): ethanolaminephosphotransferase activity; diacylglycerol cholinephosphotransferase activity
Source: RefSeq, a predicted model, not a curated record